Molecule: messenger RNA, 1556 nt
Organism: Chenopodium quinoa (quinoa)
Lineage: Eukaryota; Viridiplantae; Streptophyta; Magnoliopsida; Caryophyllales; Amaranthaceae
Product: nifU-like protein 3, chloroplastic
Exons: 4
Coding region: 488-1222 (244 amino acids)
Biological process (GO): iron-sulfur cluster assembly
Cellular component (GO): chloroplast stroma; mitochondrion
Molecular function (GO): iron ion binding; iron-sulfur cluster binding
Source: RefSeq, a predicted model, not a curated record
GAGUGCACGACUUAAACGUGCCACAAACUGGUGUGCCACAAACUUGAUACCUCUAGGUGCAUGAAAUAAUUUACUCUAGGUUGCAUGAAGUAAUAAUUGACCCUAUUAAAAAAAAAAGUAAUAAUUGACAAAUAAAAAUGGAAAAUAUGAUACUUCUCAUUUUUACACCUUUAUAAAAAUUGAAUUAUCUAUGAGAUUUCCCUAAAAAAAAAAAUUAUCUAUGAGAUUGUGACGUGGCAAUCUCUCCACCCUUCUCAACUAUAAACCUAUUAAAUCCUAAUAUCCUAUCAUAACUUUAAAAAAAAAAAUGUUUCAAAAUAUCAAUUUCCUGCAUCAAAUUAGAUUAUUGUAAUUAUCUAAAAAUAUCAUCUUUCAUUUUCUCCAUUUCAUUUCAUUGCAUAAUUACAUUUAUUUUAAUUUUUUAAAAUCAACCUUUAAUCAAUGGUGGGAGUCACCAGAUUCUAUUGAAUAGAAUGAAACAGAAAAUAUGGGAGUAUUAUCAGUGGCUCAUAAGCCAAACCCAGAAAGAUUACUAAUUCAUUCUUCCUCUUAUAAUCACCAAAAUCAACAUAAAAAUUUCCCAAUUUCUGCUUUCUCUCUUGUCAAGGUGCAUAGAAGUAACUCAAAGUGCAGCAUUUUUUCUGGGAAACAAAGCAGUUAUGUCAGAGGUCAAUUUGUUUCAAGCAAUUUUUUUAAAUUUGAUAAUUGUGUACGUAAGAACAUUCAAGCUGGAAAUGUGGUGUCACCAACUUGUGUGCUUCCAUUAACCGAAGAGAAUGUGGAGAAGGUGCUGGAUGAGGUGCGGCCUGGCCUUAUGGCUGAUGGAGGAAAUGUGUCAUUGCACGAAAUCGAUGGUUUGGUAGUAGUGCUGAAGCUGGAAGGAGCAUGUGGGUCAUGCCCAAGUUCAACUAUGACUUUGAAGAUGGGGAUUGAAACUCGUCUUCGUGAUAAGAUCCCUGAAAUUUUGGAGGUAGAACAGAUCCUAGACACCGAGACUGGCCUGGAACUCAAUGAGGAAAAUGUCGAAAAGCUUCUAGCCGAGAUUAGGCCAUACUUAGCAGGCACAGGAGGUGGGGUGCUUGAACUCGACAAAAUUGAAGAUUAUGUUGUCAAAGUGCGGCUCAAUGGACCUGCAGCUGGGGUGAUGACAGUACGCGUUGCCAUUACACAGAAGCUAAGAGAGAAAAUCCCUUUAAUAGCUUCUGUCCAGCUGAUUGAAUAGACAUUCCCAACCACGAAACAGAAUUUUGUUGGUGACAGAGAGAAGCUGAACUUCCAAGUUCAUUUUUUUCCCUCUGUUAGAAUUCAUUUCAGAAGAUUGCCUUGGAAUGCUCACGUUUCUAAGAUGAUAAGUUGCUCCCUCGAUACUUGGUAGAUUACCAGACACUGCAUAUUGUACGAGGCAGUGGAUAUAAAUUUCUCUUGAAAGGGUUACUUUUAGUGCAUAGUUCCACAAAAUUCUUAGUGGUUACUUGUAUUUAUAUUGAAACAAAGUUUUCUGAGCUUGUUAUCUGCAAUAUAUUGGCUUCAAGGCCUUCAUUUGAAUUUGUUUCUUU